Messenger RNA from Cercopithifilaria johnstoni, 1401 nucleotides. The record is from the annotation of a GenBank genome assembly. Lineage: Eukaryota; Metazoa; Nematoda; Chromadorea; Rhabditida; Onchocercidae.
AUGAGUGUUACAAUAUCAUCAUCAAUAACCAUCCUUAUUGUUGCAUUCUUUACCGUUUGUUCAGCACAAUUUAAUAUAAGUGAAUGUUUAGAAAGCAAGAAUUGCAUAUUUAUUUCGACACAAUGUAACGAAAGAGAAGAUUGUGAAAAAAUCAUUAGUUAUGCAGCACAAUUAGAUGAUUGGGUAGUAGUAGAACUGUUUUACAAUACAACACAUCCGCACACUAAUUAUGCAGCUAUUGGCUUCUCUGAAGAUAUUCUAAUGGGCGAUGAAAGUGUAACACACUGUGGCUUUGAUGAAAUGAAUCAAGCAGGUGUAUUCUUGUCUCAAAAUGACGGCAAAUUUAAUACACCGUUGAAUUUAACAACAGAAAAUGUUGCAAAAUACGUGGAGUUAUUAGAAGCUACUCAUACAUCAAAUUCAAUUUACUGUAAAUUUCGACAAAAGAUUACGCCAGAUCAAGCAGCUCAAGAAGCUUAUGUACCAGAUCUGAAUCGUACUUAUUAUUUGCUUUUAGCAUAUGGGAAAACUAACAAAUAUGAAGCAAUGGAUAUGCACUCGUUAGAUGGGCAUUCAAAGGAUUUUCCGCUCAUUAUUCCAACACCGGUAAAUGUUGCUGCAUGGAAAAAAGUACCAGAAACACCAACUAAGUUACCAACGAAUCGUAAAUUGGUUAUCUUACAUGGAAUUCUAAUGAUUGUAGGAUGGAUGUGGUUGGUUCCUUCAGCAGUUUCAGCAGCACGAUAUCUUCGGGAACAUUGGCCUGAAAAUAGACCAUUUGGUUUGAAAAUAUGGUUUCAUAUACAUCGUAUAACGAAUUAUCUGGCAAUUAUUGUAAUUAUUAUUGGUGUUUUGUCAGUAUUUAUUGGAAAAGAAUGGCAAUGGACCGGGCCGGCAAUAAACAAAACUCUUAAACGAAAUCUUUCUGCUGGAGCUAUUCAUUCUAUUAUUGGUGCAAUAAGUAUUGGUGUACUAUUAAUUCAACCAGUGGGUGCAUUUCUGCGCUGUGACGAAGGAUCGAGUUAUCGCGUAGUAUUUAAUUGGUCCCAUCGCUUCUUUGGUCUUCUCUCUUUUUUAUUGGCUCAAAUUUCAAUAAUUUUAAGUAUCAUUUUUUUCCGUCUCUGGUUACUCAGAUGGGCUGCUAUUGUUCUCUAUGUCGUUUAUCUUAUUCUAAUAGCACUUCUACUUUCUCACAUGAAGAAAAUAAACUCCCUAAAAGAGCAUCAAACUGCGUCAGUUUCCUAUGCCGGACGACAUUAUCAUGGGGAACAAAUUGUUAUAACAAAAACAAAACACGAUUACAACACCGAUAGAUUAACAGUACUGGUUGUGCUAGCCUUUAGUGCAAUGAACGCGUUAAUUAUAAUUAUAAUGACGGCAUUGAUGCUAGCAACAAUGUGA